AUGGCUGAUUCAGAUGUUACUAUCAGCAAACCUCGAGGGCAGAAAUCAUGCCUGAAUUGUAAAAAUCGCAAGAUUGCCUGCGAUAGGCUGAUGCCGGUCUGCUCUUCUUGUAAAAGAAGAAAGAAGAUUUGCUCUGGGUACGAUUACAAUCUAUCAUGGCCUCGUGAUGGCGAUGAGCGCCGGGCGAUGACCGUGCAAGUUCGGAGUCAGAAGUAUCGGGCAAAUACAUUUGCCUUUCUAAACACCUCCAAUGUCGACGUCAUGCUUUACUAUGAGACAAAUUUUCGAGAUUCUCUCACCAACAACAAAAAGAUGAGCGUAUGGAUACCAUCGCCUACCCGCUCGCCACAGCUUCCCCGAUUUGGGAGUAAUAAACGCCCUUUAUAUGACACCGAGAUAUCGUCUGCUGUCCGUCUUAUUACCUCCCGGGGCGAUUUGCGACAAGAUGUAUGCGGCCUCCUCCGCCGGAUGGCACUCACAGACAACGGCAUUUCAUCUCUUGCAGUCCGUUAUGCCAUGAACGCGAUUUCAUAUCUUUAUCUCAGAAUGCCAGAUGAGGCUAUGAUGCAUCAAAUGCGUGCCGUCUCUGCACUGCAAGGCGCAAUCGACCGGAUUGUGGAUCCCAGGUGCAGAGCUCAAGCUAUUGCUGCAAGCUUGCUCUUAAGCUUAUACGAGUCGAGCUAUCACGGCCGUCGUGAGACUGACGGUGAAAAUACGGUUCUCUUGGACUGGGUAUUUUAUCACAACGUCCUUUACAAAUUUAGUUUGCAGCAUUGGCAAAAGCGCACCCCAGAGAUGGUAGCGAUUGCACAGCGGGAUAUGCUCAUCGCUAAGAUUGUGUCUCUCGAUCAUUUCCAUACGAUCCAUAGCACACUCGGUUGCUCGCUCGAGCUUAUGGAAUUCCUAAGUCAAGCUAUUGACCUGAUAAAAGACCGGGAUGAUCCAGACUACUUAUCGAAAAGCCAUUCGCAUGCCAUUUACAACCUCGAAGGCCAGAUCCGAGAUAUGGGCCAGCAGCUGUGCAGCGGCAUCGAUAGAGAGGAUUACCAUCUUGCAGUUCUCAUUUAUCUUGAUCGUGUAGUUCGAGGGUCAUUGGCUGAUUCGCGCUUGUCACGCACUAGUGCUGAGGAAGCACUCGACCUUUUAAGCAAUCUCGGAUUGUGCGAACGACCUUUUAUCAUGAUCAUGUUGGCUCUACAAGCGGAAAGCGACAGCGACAGAUUAUUGGUCCUUUCGGCUUUGAAGAAUGCGAUAACCGAGAGACCGCUAAGCAACCUGGCGUCGACAGAGCAGAUCAUACGGAGAAUAUGGGUUCAACAAGAUCUCUACGGGAGUGGACAAGCAGAUGCCUUGAAGAUGUUGAAUACCAUCAUCAGUUCCAACGAUAUUCCGCCUUCCUUCACUUGA
Molecule: messenger RNA, 1407 nt
Organism: Trichoderma breve
Lineage: Eukaryota; Fungi; Ascomycota; Sordariomycetes; Hypocreales; Hypocreaceae
Product: fungal specific transcription factor domain-containing protein
Exons: 7
Coding region: 1-1407 (468 amino acids)
Biological process (GO): positive regulation of transcription by RNA polymerase II
Cellular component (GO): nucleus
Molecular function (GO): zinc ion binding; DNA-binding transcription factor activity, RNA polymerase II-specific; transcription cis-regulatory region binding
Source: RefSeq, a predicted model, not a curated record